AUGUCUGAAAUCCACCGUGCCAGCACCACUGCCCCUGUCAAUAUCGCCGUCAUCAAGUACUGGGGAAAGCGCGACCCCAAGCUCAACCUCCCCACCAACUCCUCCCUCAGCGUAACUCUCUCGCAAGCGGAUCUGCGGACCCACACAACCGCGUCGUGCUCCCCUUCAUACCCGGCUGAGGACUCUCUUCUUCUCAAUGGUAGCCCGCAGGACGUCUCGGGUGCCAGGACUCAAGCUUGUUUCCGCGAGCUUAGAGCACUGAGGAAGCAGUUGGAGGACGGAAACAACGCACUGCCAAAGCUCAGCACAUUCCCACUCAGGAUUGUCAGUGAAAACAACUUCCCUACCGCAGCAGGGCUGGCGAGUAGCGCAGCAGGCUUCGCGGCGCUAGUUAGGGCCAUUGCCAAUUUGUACGAGCUGCCAUCUUCACCAACAGAUCUCUCGCGCAUUGCUAGGCAAGGGUCCGGGUCCGCAUGCAGGAGUCUCUUCGGCGGAUACGUGGGCUGGGAGCAAGGUUCUGCUGCCGAUGGAAGUGACAGCAUGGCAUUCCAAGUCGCACCGGCGGAACACUGGCCCAACAUGCGAGCUGUUAUUCUUGUCGUCAGCGCGGCCAAGAAAGGUGUCUCGUCAACAACGGGCAUGCAAACUACUGUUGCUACCUCAUCCCUCUUCGCAGCACGCGCGAGCGAAACCGUUCCAAGACGUAUGCAGGAAAUGCAGAAAGCGAUACAAGAUAAAGACUUUGAAACUUUCGCCAAGGUCACCAUGAUGGACAGCAACAGCUUUCAUGCUACCUGCCUGGAUACAUACCCACCCAUCUUUUACCUGAACGAUGUGUCCAAGGCGGCCAUCAAAAUUGUGGAGAGCAUCAAUGAAGCAGCGGGCAAGAUAAUUGCAGCAUACACGUUCGAUGCUGGACCAAACGCCGUGGUGUAUUAUCUCGAGGAGAACGAAAAAGAGGUUGCUGGACUGUUCAAGAGCAUUCUGGGUGAGAAGGAGGGAUGGGCAGGCCAGCGGGGACAAGCUGUUCCUAUCAAUGAUGAAGCGAGGGACAAAGUCGUCGUUGACGCAGCGGUCGCUGUGGGCUUGUUGGAAGAGGGCGUUAGUAGGGUUAUCUUGACUGGUGUGGGAGAGGGACCGGUCAAGACGGACGAGAGUUUGAUCAACGAGAAGGGCGAACCCAUCUCUUCUUCGUCAUGA
Messenger RNA from Periconia digitata, 1200 nucleotides. NCBI's taxonomy places the organism in Eukaryota, Fungi, Ascomycota, Dothideomycetes, Pleosporales, Periconiaceae. The record is from the annotation of a GenBank genome assembly.